Messenger RNA from Mandrillus leucophaeus (drill), 8568 nucleotides. It is a transcript of the gene ROBO2, whose product is annotated as roundabout, axon guidance receptor, homolog 2 (Drosophila). The coding region runs from base 755 to 5086 and encodes 1443 amino acids. Gene Ontology annotation, cellular component: neuron projection. Gene Ontology annotation, molecular function: protein binding. The transcript has 28 exons. Lineage: Eukaryota; Metazoa; Chordata; Mammalia; Primates; Cercopithecidae. The record is from RefSeq and is a predicted model, not a curated record.
CCUCCCUCGCUCGCUGCUUCCCUCGCUCGCUCCCUCCCCGCCUCCUCCCGCAGCCCCACCACGUAGGAGUUCGGAUUCUCCACCCGAAUCGUCCUGAUUUCCCUUUGCCUCUCUUUUGGAAACGAGAGAGGUGGAGGGAGGCCACCAGGCUGCAAAGGAGAGAGAGGCCCGCCAAGUCUGCCCGCCUGCAAAGUGUUGCUUUGACACAUCCUCAUUAUGGAAGUUAAGUAAAAAUAGAUACAUAUUAAAAAAUAACUCCGGACGUGGAUUGCUACGGAGAAGGAAUCCGGGGGACAGAAAACCAGUAGGCAGGCCCAUGGUUUUUCGGCAGCGUGCUGGCAAGUUUGUGGAACACUUUCUAGGAAUUAGGUCUUUUCCUCCCCCUUCAUCAUCUUGACUUCUGAAGAAAGAACUUGGCUUUGGAUUGCAGUGGAGCCUAAGGAGAGAGGGUUAGACACACUUGAAUCAUCCCUCUGGCUGGGCUGCGUUUGCGGGAAUUUAGGAAGCCAGACAGAGUGUUGGAAAUACAGCAGCCUUCGAAGUGCCCUCUGUUAAUUUGGAUGGAUCUAAACGUGCCCCGUUCAAGACCUCUCCACCGGCCCCUUCUGAUCUUGCGAUUUGCUCUUCUUGACUUUAAUUAGUAUCUAGGAAAGUCUAAACUUUGGACCUACCUCUUUUUUUGAUACUUAUUUUUGUACUUUUGCUCUCUGGGAUUGGUUUCUUAAACAACCUGGAUCCUUUUUAAUAUGUCAAAAUGAGUCUGCUGAUGUUUACACAACUAAUGCUCUGUGGAUUUUUAUAUGUUCGGGUUGAUGGAUCGCGUCUUCGCCAGGAAGACUUCCCCCCGCGGAUUGUGGAGCACCCUUCUGAUGUCAUCGUCUCGAAGGGAGAGCCCACGACUCUCAACUGUAAGGCGGAGGGCCGGCCAACGCCCACCAUUGAGUGGUACAAGGAUGGGGAGCGAGUGGAGACUGACAAGGACGAUCCCCGGUCCCACAGGAUGCUUCUGCCCAGCGGAUCCUUAUUCUUCUUGCGCAUCGUGCAUGGGCGCAGAAGUAAACCUGAUGAAGGAAGCUACGUCUGUGUUGCAAGGAACUAUCUUGGUGAAGCAGUGAGUCGAAAUGCAUCUCUGGAAGUGGCAUUGUUACGAGAUGACUUCCGACAAAACCCCACAGAUGUUGUAGUGGCAGCUGGAGAACCUGCAAUCCUGGAGUGCCAGCCUCCCCGGGGACACCCAGAACCCACCAUCUACUGGAAAAAAGACAAAGUUCGAAUUGAUGACAAGGAAGAAAGAAUAAGCAUCCGUGGUGGAAAACUGAUGAUCUCCAAUACCAGGAAAAGUGACGCAGGGAUGUAUACUUGUGUUGGUACCAACAUGGUGGGAGAAAGGGACAGUGACCCAGCAGAGCUGACUGUCUUUGAACGACCCACAUUUCUCAGGAGGCCAAUUAACCAGGUGGUACUGGAGGAAGAAGCUGUAGAAUUUCGUUGUCAAGUCCAAGGAGAUCCUCAACCAACUGUGAGGUGGAAAAAGGAUGAUGCAGACUUGCCAAGAGGAAGGUAUGACAUCAAAGAUGAUUACACACUAAGAAUUAAAAAGACCUUGAGUACAGAUGAAGGCACCUAUAUGUGCAUUGCUGAGAAUCGGGUUGGAAAAAUGGAAGCCUCUGCUACGCUCACCGUCCGAGCUCGCCCUGUUGCUCCCCCACAGUUUGUGGUUCGGCCAAGAGAUCAGAUUGUGGCUCAAGGCCGGACGGUGACAUUUCCCUGUGAAACGAAAGGAAACCCACAGCCAGCUGUUUUCUGGCAGAAAGAAGGCAGCCAGAACCUACUUUUCCCAAACCAACCCCAGCAGCCCAACAGUAGAUGCUCAGUGUCACCAACCGGAGACCUCACAAUCACCAACAUUCAACGUUCCGAUGCGGGUUACUACAUCUGCCAGGCUUUAACUGUGGCAGGAAGCAUUUUAGCAAAAGCUCAGCUGGAGGUUACUGAUGUUUUGACAGAUAGACCUCCACCUAUCAUUCUACAAGGCCCAGCCAACCAAACACUGGCAGUGGAUGGCACAGCGUUACUGAAAUGUAAAGCCACUGGCGAUCCUCUUCCUGUAAUUAGCUGGUUAAAGGAGGGAUUUACUUUUCUGAGUAGAGAUCCAAGAGCAACAAUUCAAGAGCAAGGCACACUGCAGAUUAAGAAUUUGCGGAUUUCUGAUACUGGCACUUACACUUGUGUGGCUACAAGUUCAAGUGGAGAGACUUCCUGGAGUGCAGUGCUGGACGUGACAGAAUCUGGAGCAACAAUCAGUAAAAAUUAUGAUUUAAAUGACCUGCCAGGGCCACCAUCCAAACCGCAGGUCACUGACGUUACUAAGAACAGUGUCACCUUGUCCUGGCAACCAGGUACCCCUGGAACCCUUCCAGCAAGUGCAUAUAUCAUUGAGGCUUUCAGCCAAUCAGUGAGCAAUAGCUGGCAGACCGUGGCAAACCAUGUAAAGACCACCCUCUAUACUGUAAGAGGACUGCGGCCCAAUACAAUCUACUUAUUCAUGGUCAGAGCGAUCAACCCCCAAGGCCUCAGUGACCCAAGUCCCAUGUCAGAUCCUGUGCGCACACAAGAUAUCAGCCCACCAGCACAAGGAGUGGACCACAGGCAAGUGCAGAAAGAACUAGGAGAUGUCCUUGUCCGUCUUCAUAAUCCAGUUGUACUGACUCCCACCACUGUUCAGGUCACAUGGACGGUUGAUCGCCAACCCCAGUUUAUCCAAGGCUACCGAGUGAUGUAUCGUCAGACUUCAGGUCUGCAGGCGACAUCUUCGUGGCAGAAUUUAGAUGCCAAAGUCCCGACUGAACGAAGUGCUGUCUUAGUCAACCUGAAAAAGGGGGUGACUUAUGAAAUUAAAGUACGGCCAUAUUUUAAUGAGUUCCAAGGAAUGGAUAGUGAAUCUAAAACGGUUCGUACUACUGAAGAAGCCCCAAGCGCCCCUCCACAGUCCGUCACUGUACUGACAGUUGGAAGUUACAAUAGCACAAGUAUUAGCGUUUCCUGGGAUCCCCCUCCUCCAGAUCACCAGAAUGGAAUUCUCCAAGAAUACAAGAUCUGGUGUCUAGGAAAUGAAACACGAUUCCAUAUCAACAAAACUGUGGACGCAGCCAUUCGGUCUGUAAUAAUCGGUGGAUUGUUCCCAGGUAUUCAAUACCGGGUAGAGGUUGCAGCUAGUACCAGUGCAGGGGUUGGAGUAAAAAGUGAGCCGCAGCCAAUAAUCAUCGGGAGACGCAAUGAAGUUGUCAUUACUGAAAACAAUAACAGCAUAACUGAGCAAAUCACUGACGUGGUGAAGCAACCGGCCUUUAUUGCUGGUAUUGGUGGUGCCUGCUGGGUAAUUUUGAUGGGUUUUAGCAUAUGGUUGUAUUGGAGAAGAAAGAAGAGGAAGGGACUCAGUAACUAUGCUGUUACGUUUCAAAGAGGAGAUGGAGGACUAAUGACCAACGGAAGCCGUCCAGGUCUUCUAAAUGCUGGUGAUCCCAGCUAUCCAUGGCUUGCUGAUUCUUGGCCAGCCACAAGCUUGCCAGUAAAUAAUAGUAAUAGUGGCCCAAAUGAUAUUGGAAAUUUUGGCCGUGGAGAUGUGCUGCCGCCAGUUCCAGGCCAAGGGGAUAAAACAGCAACGAUGCUCUCGGAUGGAGCCAUUUACAGCAGCAUUGACUUCACCACCAAAACCACUUACAACAGUUCCAGCCAGAUAACACAGGCCACCCCAUAUGCCACGACGCAGAUCUUGCAUUCCAACAGCAUACAUGAAUUGGCUGUCGAUCUGCCUGAUCCACAGUGGAAAAGCUCAAUUCAGCAAAAAACAGAUCUGAUGGGAUUCGGUUAUUCUCUACCUGAUCAGAACAAAGGUAACAACGGUGGGAAAGGUGGAAAAAAGAAGAAAAAUAAAAACUCUUCUAAACCACAGAAAAACAAUGGAUCCACUUGGGCCAAUGUCCCUCUACCUCCUCCCCCAGUGCAGCCCCUUCCUGGUACAGAGCUGGAACACUAUGCGGCAGAACAACAAGAAAAUGGCUAUGACAGUGAUAGCUGGUGCCCACCAUUGCCAGUACAAACUUACUUACAUCAAGGUCUGGAAGAUGAACUGGAAGAAGAUGAUGAUAGGGUCCCAACACCUCCUGUCCGAGGCGUGGCUUCUUCUCCUGCUAUCUCCUUUGGACAGCAGUCCACUGCAACUCUUACUCCAUCCCCACGGGAAGAGAUGCAACCCAUGCUGCAGGCUCACCUGGAUGAGUUGACAAGAGCCUAUCAGUUUGAUAUAGCAAAACAAACAUGGCACAUUCAAAGCAAUAAUCAACCUCCACAGCCUCCGGUUCCACCAUUAGGUUAUGUGUCCGGAGCCUUGAUUUCUGAUUUGGAAACAGAUGUUCCAGAUGAUGAUGCUGACGACGAAGAGGAAGCUUUAGAAAUCCCCAGGCCCCUGAGAGCGCUGGACCAGACUCCUGGAUCCAGUAUGGACAAUCUAGACAGCUCGGUGACAGGUUCAAUGGUAAAUGGAUGGGGCUCUGCAUCUGAUGAGGAUCGUAACUUUUCUAGUCAUAGAUCUAGUGUAGGUAGCUCCUCCGAUGGCUCUAUCUUUGCCAGCGGCAGUUUUGCACAAGCACUGGUGGCAGCAGCAGAUAAAGCUGGUUUUAGGCUGGAUGGAACCAGCCUUACAAGAACAGGAAAAGCCUUUACCUCCUCUCAAAGACCUCGACCUACCAGCCCAUUUUCUACUGACAGUAACACCAGUGCAGCCGUGAGUCAAAGUCAGAGGCCUCGGCCCACUAAGAAACACAAGGGAGGGCGGAUGGACCAACAACCAGCAUUGCCUCAUCGAAGGGAAGGAAUGACAGAUGAGGAGGCCUUGGUGCCCUAUAGCAAGCCCAGUUUCCCAUCUCCAGGCGGCCACAGCUCAUCAGGCACAGCUUCUUCUAAGGGAUCCACUGGACCUAGGAAAGCUGAGGUGUUGAGAGCAGGCCACCAGCGCAAUGCCAGCGACCUUCUUGACAUAGGAUACAUGGGCUCCAACAGUCAAGGACAGUUUACAGGUGAAUUAUAGUAACUGAGAGGAGACAUACAAAGCUGCUCUGAAGGACCACCAGGUCCGAACUCAUGGAAGUGAUGACACUAAACAGUGCAAUGAACAAUUUCUUUAUUUAUGUACUAUUAAAAGAACUGUAAAUGCAAUGUAAAGACACACAGCCACACAUAUCCCACAGAUAUUUUAAUUGUGUUCUUCUCUUAAGUACACCACCCACCUUAACUCUUUCUUGUCAGGAGUAUAUAAAAAAGAAAGAAAACAAAACUCGCCCUACAGGAAGAAAAGGAUUUUCCUCUGUAUAUAAUUUCUUUUGUGCAUUGCUAUGCAAGCUCACUCUUUUUAGCUCUGUUCAUAUUAUUGUCUGUUCUUAUUGGUCUCUUGUACUAUAUGUGAAUUAAUAGGCUGUGGUGCCAUAUAUUAACUUUUAAUUGUGUAACUUUUAUGUUUAAAUUUUGCACUGCAAUUUUAUUUGGUGAUAAGCACAAGUCUCUACUCCUCGUGACAUGAAGAAAAAGACUGAAUGUGAAGGGAGUUUCUGUACUGUAAGCUAGAUUGGAUAAUGAUGGUUGUAACAAAUCAUGUUAGAUGGUUUUCAGUUGGGGCGUAGAAAUAGGAAGAUGCAAAGGAACAAUGGUGUUGGCAAAGUCUUCUUUGAAUAUCAGGGACUGAGUCAAUAAAAAAUAGUAGAAAGGUGGCUUUUACUAUUGACAAAAGCAGGGGUCAAAAAAAGUAGUUUGUCUUAAGACUGAAUAUGCAUUAAAGUAUGCAGGUAGCAAAGAUGUAAUAAAUUUGCUUAAAAAAAGAAAUUAAAGUUUUAUUUAGAAUCCAUUUUGCCUGUCAUUGUAAUUGACCCAUCUGAGAAUUACAAUAAGCAAGAGGAAAUUAAGGUGUUUUGCAAGAGCUGUAUUUAUAUUACAGUUUUUUAAAAACAUUUUCUGAAUUAUCAUAAUUAAGCUCUCCAACUCAUUAAGUCAGAAUGUAAUAUGAAGUUCCCCAAGGAAAUGAACAAAAAUGAACUCUAGAAUAUCUAGCAAAUAGUUAAAGAAGCAAUUUAUUAUUAGGGCAUACUCGGGCUGUUUCCAAAUAUAAACUCUAUUGCAAUAUCUUAUUUCAUCUUUCUAAUACAUGUACAGUACACACUAGAGGAUAGAGCUGCAUCACUUAAAUUCAUGACUUAAAAAAUAAUACAGUCUAUAUACAAUUUGUGUUUUAUUUGAUUAAGAAGUGAAGUUUAUGCCACCCAAUGUAUAGCCAAAUUGUACGUGCUUAAAAAGCAGUGCUGAGAGUAUGUUCAGUUCACAGUAAGUAGAUUUAUUGGAAUAUUUUGUGGUACAUCCUCAGAAAUUGGCUUCCGACUAAAAUACGUUUGACCCAUUUUGAAUAAGGGAAUUGAAAAGUUUAAAAGGAGAAAAAAAAUGCAUGUUUAUAAACUUUUUAAAUAAAACCAGACCUUGUAAGUGGACAUUAAUAAUUGUCCUGCCUCAUUUGUUUUCAUGACUUUGACAACAAGAAGUUCCUGGACAUUGGUCAUGUAUGCUCAGAAUAAAUGUGACUUUGAAAUAUGUGUUAGCUACUGUACAUGUAUAGUCAGUCAAGUAGAAGAGGACCUUCCUGAAAUUCCCACUUGUGACAUUUUCCCAUGUGUUUCCUACACAAUCUUAAAUUUUAUUUCUGUCUAUACUUUCUCAAAUUUUUCCUAUGAUAAGUUCAGUUGUUGGUACUCUUCUAAAAAUGUUCAACGUAAUUAGGAUCAGUUCUAAAAUAUGGGACCCUUCUGAGUGACAAUUCGCACUCCAUGCAUUAUUGGCUCAGUAACCAAUUUAUGUCAUGUCGUUAUAACAAAGGGAUGACAUGAUUAAAUAUUUCCGUCUUUUUUAUUCCCUGAGACUGCAUCAGCACAGGCAAGUAGAGAACGUAAUGUUCUUCAUGGGCCCCACCAGCUUUACGGUACCAUGUAAUUUAUUUCUUCACUGAAGAGAAAAGGAAUUCUGAGACACAGUUAUUAAACCCUUUAUCAACUUUCUACCAUCAGUGCCUGAAUUCUAAUGCAGUGGGAUUUCUCUGGGACAAAGAGACUGAGGAAGAUGAAAAGUUUCUGCCAAGAGUGAAUACAUACUUAUUCACAACUCUAGGAUGUGAGGACUUUAAAGAUCUCUUUAUGCAGUUCCCUACUUAACCUCUUUCUAUUUAAAGGCAAACAAAUUUCGAAGAGGUUUUGUGUUCCCUCUUUGUGUUUCUCUAUGACCCAGUUUAGUCUAAAACCUUAGUUCAUUACAUAUAGAACACAUAGCCUUUGAUCCCUGGUAACUGGCAGGUGUAGGCGAUUAAUAAACCAAGGCUUCAAAGUGAAGUAUGCAUAUGCAGAUGACUUUUGGAAUAAUGUGGGCAUAGCAUCAUACCUUCCUGAUUGUCUUCAGCAUCUAAAAAUUAACUGUUACAGUUAAAAUUCUGUCAGUGCAGACCUUGUGGUUACUUGGAAUGUUCUUUUAGACUAGUCCAUGUUGCCUAUUACACCUAGUUUUAAACACAUUGGGCAGUCACAUUAUGCACUCAAAAUAUCACCCUCAGGUAGAUUGAGGGCAAGAUGAAAUGCUGUAGCUAUACAAAGGAAUUCAGAAACAUUAUUAGAAAUCAAAAGCCUUUGUCAACUUGCUACAUGUAAAAAGCUACUAAUCAGUGUAGUCAGAUGUCAACAGAAAAAUACAAAUACCUAUGAGAGCCACAGCAGUUUUUCAUUUCGUAGCCGAUUCAAUGAAUGUGAUUAGAAAUUCACUGAGCUCACUCUUACAGGUCUACACGGAGGCCUGCAUAAGGACUGCAAAAGGAAAUCUGGGUGGGAGAGAAUGUAAUCUGAUCUUGCACUCAUAGGCAAUGCUGCUAUGUAGUCAUGCCCAACACAAGCACAGCUUCAUUCGUAACAGGAAAAGUCUUCCUUGGGAAAAUAGCUGUAUUGGUGCCCAAACUCAGGUAUGCCAGUGUAUGCAGGUGGAGUCGCCCCACCCCUCUUCCAGACAUGUUCUAUGAGACUUUUAAAAUAAGGUGGGAUAGUACAGGGGCAUGAAAAGAAUUGAUUCCGUCACAGGAUUUGAAUUCAGUUCAAUGGAGAAUGUAGAAAAUUCAAAACCAACAUACAAGGUAUCACACAACCAAGAAAAGUAAAACCAUUGCAAGUUUACUUGCUUUGAGUACAAAACAGAUUUAAUGGUGUUCUCUGUCACAGUUUAAUGCUCUCAGUAUUUAAAGAUGUUUUCAACAGGAUUUGAAUUGCAAGUCUGUAAUGUGCUUUGAUGGAACACCACCCAAUUUCUAUUCAAUAAAUUUAUGUAAUUGUCCAUUGACAAUCUAAUGAUAACAGUACCAUUGAACUCUAAACUGUGGUUUAUCUUCGCUACUGGGAAGCAAGUGUGCAUCUGUAUUAAAGAUAUGCAGAGACAUAACGUUCACUAAUUUGUUCAUCUGCUUCUGUCUAUUGUUUAUGGAAUUACAUGGCAAGAACUGUU